AUUAUCAUACUUGUGGAAACGGUGAGUGUCUUCUGCUGCUACCAUCGAUUGAUUGGUUUUGUUAUCCUGUCUGCUGUGUCGUCUUCGGCUUCUGAGAGCGGCGUUCGAGUGCAUGCUGGCUACCACCUUCAAUCAGCGACUGCACGUGCUGCUAGACAUGGAUUUCUUGCUUCUCUUCGCUACCGGUACUGCCGGGGACGGCGACAGCCAAAACAACAGACGCUGAUGCUAACCACAGCGACAAACAACUCGAGAACUUCCAUGGCUCUACCAGUAAUAGAUUUCAGCCAGCUGGUCUCCACAAUCGUUACUGGCAGCAUCCUAACAAGCCAGCCACGGUCCACCCGUACAGCGUACAAUGCUACGGGCUAUCGGUACACCAAAACAUAUUUUCCUUGCACCCAUUCUGCUGCCUUGUCUCGACACAAUGGCUCCUCUAUAUGCUAUCGUUGCUUGCAUCAAAUUGUUGGCUCCAAGUUGCUUCGCUUGUGAGGGAUAGCUCUACUAGAGCUCUAGCUAGCUAGUAGCUAGAGCCCAAGCUAAUACACUAUCCUGGAUGAUGGAAUUUCAAGCACCUGACAAAUUCUCUCAACUUGCUUGAACUCUUUUGUACUGCCUAGGUGCACGGGAUGGAUGCAUACCACCACGACCCCUUGUUGGACCAUGAUCCAGACAAUGAAGAUGAACUUGAAGGCCCAAAUCAAGCGCCCUACUCUGUUGCAGGACAACAUCAUCACGGCUUCAGCGGUGGAGCGUACUAUCACGGCGGACACCCUCAUCCGCAUGUCCAUUAUGGAAGCGGUGCUCCAACUCAUGGCAACCUAGAUUAUGCUUAUGCUGCAGGGGGGUACUCCAUAGACCCGAGAAUGCAUCAUCCCCAUCAUCAACAUCAUCCUUACCAAAGUGGUCCUCGUCCCAAUGCUGCUGGUCCCUACACCUACGCCACCCAGCCCGAACCUCCCAGCAUUGCUACCGAUGCUCAAAGCUCUUCGAAUAGAUGCACCAAUCUUGACUUGCUGCUGCAGGCAUCAGCUACUGCACAACCAAUGCCGACCUCCAAUGGAGGAUCUCAGAGCGAAGGUGGUGGGCCGGGACUGCUCUCCUACAUGAGCGGUCACGACAGCCACUUUGGCCCAGAAACACACACGCGCAUGGGAAUGGCAACAGGUGUACCGGUACACUAUCCACAUCCUGGACACCCGCCUCCACCACCUCCGCCACCGUACCCUGGACAAAAUCCCUCUGGUUUUAUCCCGUCCCAUGCAGGCAGUGAUGCGAGGAAACGACCUGCGCCGGCGCCUUUGGUUGCCCCGCCAAGCUCUUCAGGAGGCAUUUUCGAUGAUGCUGAGUCUGAAGGGGGGCACAAACCUCCUCUGCAGAGAACAGAACCAAGCUUGCCUGUGAAGAAGAAGGCAAAGGUCGCCAGCUCGAGCAAAGGAGGCAUAUUUGAUGAUGCUGACGAGGAUGAAUCCUUUGACGCACCUACGUAUCCACCGAGGCUUGGGAUCUCGGGCGACCUUGCUGCUGCUAAAGAAUCACAGGGUCAAACGAACAAGCCGUCUGGGCAGAAUCCAAAAGUGCGGAAGUCUGCCAAGAAGAAGUCCAGUAAAUCAAAGAAAGGUGAAGUUAAACAGAAGGACAUCCCAGUGGAUGACAAGGACAAGGAACCUGACAAAGACAAGAAGAAGAAAAAGAAACCGACGAAGCCGACGAAAAGAGUCCUGGUCGCGAAGAAGGAAAAGGACCAAGCGCUUAAGAUCGUAGAGCCGAUCGAUGACUUGAUGGGCAUACUUGUCUCACACCACUGCCGAUUCUUGGCCAAGAAGUGUUGGAUUUUCUCCAUUCAGCAGCUUGACAGCGUUCUGCAAUCUACAAACCCACCUGCCGAUUCAAACGAGCAGAAAGAAUCGUCUUCACUUCGAAGUCAACUGCUUUUGCAAGUGGCACAGAGCUCUUUGGUGUCAUCAGCAACUAAGGGCACCAAGAAAGCUGACACCUUGUCUGAAGGCAACCGCCAAAACAAUGGAGAUGUGGGAAAGAAUCCAGCUGGCCUUCAAAACGAAGAUACCGGCACGGUGGCGGGUGCAUCGUCUCCCACCGAGAUCCAUCAUACCAAAGGUGUCUCCUCAAGCAAUCCUCCACAAGAAAGCGGCCGUUCGAAUGGAAAGGUGGAAGUUGACUCGAAAGCGAAAGCAGAAGCAGAGCGUUUGCUUCGGGCUUGGGAAGAAAGGAUCAAUGCGUGGAAGCAGCGAGAUCCAAAGGAGCGCCGGCUUCCCAUGGAAAAGAAAUUUCCUCUCGACGGGCCCGUGUCGUGCCUUUUCCCUACGGUUGCUUUACGUUUCUUUGCCUCGGUCCCGCUUCGAUCACUCUUUGACUUUAUGAGCAUCAAAAAGACAGAAACAGGAGCCAUCAUUGCACUGUGCGGGGCCUGGAGAAAAGCUUGCGGUCUCACUGAGGGCGCACCCCUCGCUCUAGCCAAACAUUUUCUCGGUUUGGGCCUCCGAGUCGAGACUGCAAUAUCAUCAGUGCCACCGACAGAUCCUGCGACAAGAAAGUGGAUGAAGGACAUCGUCGUGGUUCUCACGGGGGCUGCCCGGGAGUUCGUUGUAGAUUCUCGAAAGAUCUCGUCUGGCGCCGAAUUCAUCGAAACCAGAACCAAGGACCUUGCUACUGCCCUAGUCGAAUGGAGAACCACCAAGGGGCUGCCCCCUCUCAAGGGGUCUGGCAAGGUUGCCAUGAUCUCUGGAUGGAAAGCCAAUGUAAAGGAGGCCUUGGAUCUUGAAGAGGGCAAAGGGAAAAUACUCAAAGACAUCGACCUUCAGGCAUUAGUAGAAGCGGCAGAGAAUACUCCGAUUGUACAGGAUGAGGAGGGGGAGAAACAAGCGAAAGCAUCCGCUAAGCAAGAAGCCGCCAAGCAGGCAUCCGCCAAACAUGCAUCCGCUAAGCAGACACCCUCUAAGCAGACAGCACCAAAAGAAUCAAAAGAAACGAGAGAUUCGAAAGAACCAAAAGAGGUGAAGAAACAAGGUCAAGCGCUCGCGAAGAAGACCAAGCAGCCAGAGCAGAAAAAGCAAACCCAGACACCUAGCAAACAGACUGGGAGCCAGAAUGCUGCAAAGCAAGGCAAGACGCCCCCGACGAAGCAGAAAAAAGAACGAGAAAAGAAAAUGCAAGGUAUGGUAUCGCCCAAACCAGUGCAGGCGUCCAACCCUUUACAGCAAGCUUCCACUUCUGAAAAACGGAUUCAGGAUGUUGACGAAGCUCAUUCCACGAAAUUCUUCGAGGGUGUGCUCGACCCUAAGCACAUCUCGAUCCUUCAGCAUGCGGGUGUAACGACUGCUGCAGAGCUUUUUGCCGCCCAGAGGAACCCGGGUUCACCGUUAGUUAUCACAUUGUCGACGAUAUUGCCUGAUAAGAAGUCGUACGAAUUGGUCAUCUCUGAUUGGUGUCAAAUGGUGAGUAAGAAGUUGAACGAAAAGCUUCCGGCAAAAUCGAAAAAGAGGAAAGGCAAUCCUCCAUCGGGAUCUGUAGCCGAGGAGAAGGCACAGGCGCCGGCUGCAAAGAAGGCCAAGAAAGAAAAACGCAAGGAAAAUCAACCAGAAGGGAAACCGCAGGAUAAAACCAAAGACCCUGCCAAGGAGAAGGCUGUCACGACAUUUCUCAGUUCCCUUGGAAUCACCAGCGCGGAGGCAUUCAUGCACAGCCGGACCACAGACCUUUCUGCUGCCUUUGUCGAAUGGCGGGCAAAACACAACAUGUCCGUUUUGAAGGGGUUAGGCGCUAUUGCUUCUGUGAGUGGAUGGAAAGCUCAGGUGCGGAAAAUGGCAAAAGAGCGGGGCUUGGAGGAGCUUGCACAGGCUGGUCCAGGGGGGCCGAGCCAAGUAACUCCAAGCACCGUGCAAACGAAGACCAAGGAGGAGCCAAAGGUAAAGGCCACCACGAAAAAGCCCACCCCGCAAGUAAAACCUGAAGCGAAGCCACCGGGAAGCAAGACGAGCAGCAAAGCGAUCAUCAAGAUGAGCAGCAAGAAAGUGCUCUCUUUUCCAGAGAUCCUGUUUGGAAAGCCAACGAAAAAACUAGUCGUCGAGAGUUCACGAGACCCUAGGCUUCGUUUCUACUUUCAGUUGUCCAUUCGAAAGAAACCGUCAGGCAUAGGACUUUUCAUUUGUUUCCUAGGUGCGAGGAAGUUGCAGACAGUGUACCGCGAUUACGCACGCGUGGUCCAGCCUCACGUAGCAGUGAUAGAGAGCGGGGACGACUACUCCUUUGUAUCCAUGCCGGUGGCGAAGGACCUGUCAAAGAAGAUCAAGAAGGACCCGAAUUCGCCAAAUGCCGCAGGAAAGCAGAUUCGUGUCCCCUUCUCGACGCAAGAAGAUGGUUGUGGCAUGCUGGAACUGUGCGCACAUGACGUGUGGCCUUUGCCAUGCGAAGGGGAGGUUGAAAGAGUGUUUCCAAUCAUAAAGAGCUUUCUCCUUCAGGUGUGUGGGGAAAGCUCGGAAGUCACGUAUGCAUCGAACGUUACUGUAGGCAAGGACGAGAACGGGAAAUGCCAGUACUUCUUGUACCUAAAAGAUCCACUGGAGAGAGGGCAAAGUGUCGAGGUACGAUUUUGCAGCCCCUUGGGAAAGGCAAAGAAAGUCAACGCGCCGAGGGCUACCAAGUGGAGGCAGCGUGUGGAAGAGAUGAUUCUUCGUCUGUCCAGGUUUGGCCUACAGUCGCUUGUGCAACGAAUUGCAUGUUUCGUCUCUGACGAGGUGGACGGCGACCUACAGAAGAUACCAGACAAAGAAGCCUCGGAUGCAAAGACUGCCCAAAACGACGUUCCGAUUCCUAAUUUGAUUGUUGCGCGAAGGCGAGCUCACUGGGUGACAUCAAAGAUUGUACAGCGGUUACAAGAAAUGAAGACGAAGGGAGGAUCGGCAAGAUCAGUUGGUGCCGAGGCUGUCGCUGCCUGGAAAACUGUCGCCUGGACCCCCGAGCUCGUUUCAAAGCUGCAGAACCAUCGCAUUUGGGACGAAUCAACUGUGGACUUGAUCAAGAAGGAAACGUACGGUGAACUCGACGAUGCGAUUGAAAGCAACGAUCUUUUGAACGCAUCUAGCCUUCAGCGGCUGUGUCCUCUUGGUAUGGACCUAUUUCAGGCGCUGGUUGAGAAGGUCAAUCGAUACAGUACCUCUCUGGAUGCAUCUUACCCGGAAGAAGUAUUCAUUGCCGAUAUCCGUGAGUUGUGCGUGGAGUUUGCACGAGCCGUAACAGACGCAAAAGGAGAGAGCAGAAAGGGCCUAGAGAAGCUUCUGUUGAAGUUCCAGGGAAAGGGAGACUUUCGACUUGACACGUCCCCCUCGAGAACACUGGUCUUCAGAAACUCGAUAUCCCAGGGUUACACUGAUGCCCUUGCGCUAUGCAAUGAGCCCGUCUUUGGAAUAAUGCCUCCUGAUGUUCAGCGCGUAAUUGCAACAUCGGAGGUUUCCGCCCCCCCUGCUCCACCUCUCCCGACAACUCCACCGCCACAAUCCACCGAAGGAACUGAAGCUUCGGCUCCCACACAAAAAUCUGGAAGUGCUCCCAGCAAAGAGACCGCCAAGAGCCCACCGAAAGAAUCUCCGCAGGCUCAGUUUAGAGUGCUCGACGAUGUCAAACGAGAUAUUUCCAGUGUCAACGAAGGCUGGUACAUAAAGUGUCAGAUGAUGAAGGUCUUGGAGGCAGUUAUGUCAUGCUCCUCGCUGCUGCUUGAGACCGGCGUCCCUCUGAAGGCAAGCGUAUUGAAAGAGGCAAGGGAUGCGGUUGCGAAGGUCGUCUCAGAAGAAACCAUUGCCCUUGGUGAAUCUUGCAAGCCAGAUUUCGAAGGAUCGUCAGUUGCCUUUCCAUGCGUGGUCAGCGCAUCGGAAUACACUCCAAAGUCGCUGCCAUUGUUCUUGGGCCUUGUGUGGCCAAACCUACGAAUCUCGCAUUGGCGAGUCGAAGGAGGAGAGACUCCGUCUGAUGUUGCGUUCCUGCCCCCGGGUCAACGAAGUCGGAAGGACAAAGAAGACCGCCAAGCAAAGGAGACCGUCAAGGAUCGUGCAAAGUCUCGAAUCAAGCUCGCAAAGGCAUCCAGUCAACUGGGACUUGGGUUGGUUCCCAAACUAACCAAGAGACUGUUUGUCAAUGCUGUGGAGGAGAAACCGAGAAGCUCAACCAGCGGAAACCAAACCGUUAGUGCUGCGCUCGCCAUGUUUUUGGAAAAAGCAACGAGCGAAAUCAGCGAAGACAACACGGAAGGAAAGAAUAGGGCAGAGUUGGUUGUCGACUUCGUCAAGGCUUCAUUCGACCAGAUGUAUCCUCUGCUGCUUUCCGACGAGGAAAAGAAGACCGAAGAAGGCAUUGCAGAUGGGCGUCGUCCCAGUGAUUUCGCUGGGUGCGAAUAUCUCAGCCAGUUUCUGCUUGUGGUUCCAGGUAUCAUGAGCCAAGCUCAGCUCUCCGUGCAACUGAUUGACGAUACGACAAUGGUGUUGAAGGAGCUUGCCAAUUUCUUGACACAGAAGCAUACCGAACUCUUUGACGCGCGUUUCCACCCACCAAAGGAGGAUUAUGUGGGCGAAAGGGCAGUGCCAUCCUCCUUUUCCUCUUGCCUGGAGAACCUGCGGUCUACAGCAGACUCGUCGCAAUCUUUGGAGUGCACCGAGGCAUUUUGGGAAGAAGAUCGUCCCGAGGUGACUGACUUCCUAGCUACUGUAAUGUCACAAGUUGUUCCCUGUCGUGCCACCGCAGAGGACGUUGCCAAGAAGAAUCGGCGCAUUGGAGUAGGAUUCGUCGGACUGAUGUGCCGCCACUGUUCGGGAGCCAAGGAAGGUCGAUAUUUCUUCACGUCAAUAGAAAGUAUGACAACUGCAGCCACAGUGAUUGAAAAGCACAUUCAAAAGUGCGAAAAGAUCUCACAGGACAUCAAGGACAGGAUGAAGGAAAGUCGUGGCCGUCAUGCUGAGCAGCGCAAAACUCUUGCACCAGGAGCACAGGCUGCUUACUUUCUUCGAUUGUGGGAGCGACUACGAUCGUCCAAGGUGCGAGAUGCUGCAGCUUCGUUGCAAAUGCUCGAAAUGACAGAGAAACAAGACAAUGAAAACGAGGACGGACCGGCAGGCCUCGAGUUUGAUAGUCAUAUCCGGCUGAUUGAUUAUCUGAGGAAUGCUCCUCCUUGGAAUGAGAAACCAGAAGUUUUGGAAGGCGUUAGGCGCUACUACGACUGCUUGGAACAUGGAGGGAAAACAUACGGUACUUUUGAAAUGCCCAAGAAUUUCAAUUCCGAGUGGCUGCUCACGCAACCUUGCGCCAAAGCGCCACCCACAGAGACAACGGCCGCACCGACUUCUGCCUCUGCCAGUGCUGGUACUCCAACGCCUGAUAAAAGCAAAAAGACUUCCAGUGGAAAGAAGAAAACCGGGAAUAGCACGGCAGCCCCAAAGUAA
Seminavis robusta is the source of this 7445-nucleotide messenger RNA. The record is from the annotation of a GenBank genome assembly. NCBI's taxonomy places the organism in Eukaryota, Bacillariophyta, Bacillariophyceae, Naviculales, Naviculaceae.